Urocitellus parryii (Arctic ground squirrel) is the source of this 1464-nucleotide messenger RNA. Lineage: Eukaryota; Metazoa; Chordata; Mammalia; Rodentia; Sciuridae. The record is from RefSeq and is a predicted model, not a curated record.
GAAGAUUCAGAGACCAUGUCUACAGAACUCUUUUCAUCCUCAAAAGAAGAGGGAAGGUCUUGCUCAGGACCCAGUUUUAUGUCCAAUAAGAGGAAGAUGUUACACCUGCUCCUGGAGAGAGACUCUUCCCUUACCAUCUGUCCAGGUCUCCCAAUGGACAAACUCCUUGGCGAUUCUGCAAAUCUAAGCAUUUUGUCUGGAGGAACUCCAAAACGUUGCCUUGAUCUUACGAAUUUCAGCAGUGGGGAGAUGUCUGCCACUUACCUUACCACUUCUGCAGACCUUGAUGAAACUGGUCACUUGGAUUCUUCAGGGCCUCAGGAAGUACAGUUAGCUAGGAUGAAUCACCACCAGUAUGCUAUGAAAGGCAGCCCAGCACAGCUGCUUUGUAGCACUCCCAAUGCUUUGGACCAUGGCCAUAAAAAGAAAGAUGCAAUGUAUAGUUUAACUGCAAAUAAAGAAAAUGACAAUGGAAAGUUUGCAGAAAGUGAAAUGAAAUAUCUGGGCAGUCCCAUUACUACAGUUCCAACAUUAGAUAAAAUUCCAAAACUUGAAGACCAGGUAGCAGAGAUUUCAAAUGUGUUGAUGGAAUUUUCCCUAGAAGAUCAAGAAGGCACUGAGGCAUCACUGAACAGAAGUUGCCAGGAUCACUCACCCUCAAUGCCAGAGAAUUUGAACAGGGCAAGAAUAAGGAAGGUAGUAAAAGUUAAAGACAACUAAAUACCAGAUAAGUGAAAAAAAAAAUAUUGUUCUGACCAGCAAGAGUUCAGGAAGGGUUUAUGUUUAAAGAAGGAGGUCUCUUUCUGUGACACUAAUAUCACUCAGGUCCUGGAAGAAGAUUAUAACCAGAGGCCUCUGAUCGGUGAUUUUUCCAAGGUAUGUGUGCUGCCAGUCGUGUCAGGGAGACACCAGGAUCUGAAGUACAUCAACCCAGAAACAGUGGCUGCCUUACUGUCUGGAAAAUUCCAAGAUCUGAUUGAGAAGUUUUAUAUCAUUGAUUGCCGCUAUCCAUAUGAGUACCUGGGAGGACACAUCCAGGGAGCCUUAAACUUAUAUAGUCAGAAAGAACUAUAUAACUUCUUCCUGAAGAAACCCAUUGUCCCCUUGGACAUCCAGAAAAGAAUAAUCAUCGUGUUUCACUGUGAAUUCUCCUCAGAGAGGGGCCCCAGAAUGUGCCGCUCUCUGAGAGAAGAAGACAGAGCUCUGAACCAGUAUCCUACCUUGUACUACCCAGAGCUAUAUAUUCUCAAAGGCGGCUACAGAGACUUCUUUCCAGAAUAUGUGGAGCUGUGUGAACCCCAGAGCUACUGCCCUAUGCAUCACCAGGACCACCAGGCUGAGCUGCUGAGGUGUCAAAGCCAGAGCAAAGCUCAGGAAGGAAAGCGGCAACUGAAGGAACAGAUUGCUCUCCUAUUGAAGGACAUGGACCUGUGAUAGUGGAUGAAGAAGUGGCAGCAAGCCGGG